Molecule: messenger RNA, 603 nt
Organism: Oncorhynchus gorbuscha (pink salmon)
Lineage: Eukaryota; Metazoa; Chordata; Actinopteri; Salmoniformes; Salmonidae
Product: RNA guanine-N7 methyltransferase activating subunit-like
Exons: 3
Coding region: 161-547 (128 amino acids)
Biological process (GO): RNA 5'-cap (guanine-N7)-methylation
Molecular function (GO): RNA binding
Source: RefSeq, a predicted model, not a curated record
ACUAUUUCUGGGGGGAAAAGGCGGACGCGUGAGAUCCGGAACCAAUUGAUAUCGGUAGCGUGUUCCUAGAGGGACGUUUUUUGCCGUGGCACUGUUGUUGUCAACAUUUUGUCCAGUCGUACAUGUCGAAGCUGUCUGCUGAAUAAAUACAAUUUACAGAAUGACAGAUGGUCCAGAAACGCAGCCUAACUAUGAGGAGCAGUUUGCCCACCGGUUCACUCUCGAGGACCCGGAGUACCAGCAGUACGUGAGUCGCCCCGCCAACCCCCCGCCACUGGUAGAGGACUGGGGAGGGCGUGGAGGUGGAAACAACCGGGGCAGAGACAACAGAUCACAGGACCGUGGCGGGUACAGGGGCCGGGGUUGGGGAGGGGACAGGGGCCGGGGUUGGGGAGGAGACAGGGACCGCGGGGGAGACAGGGACCGUGGAGGGGAUAGGGACCGCGGGGGAGACAGGGACAGGCGUUACGACCAGGGUGGUGGUGGGCAUCAGUCUGGAAGAUACAACUCCUACAACCAGAGACCAUCACAUUACGACCGCUACUGAACUGCUCUUACUGUGGAGUGACCUCGGAUCUCUCCAACCCUGUUCCUAGAGGGAGA